Messenger RNA from Oldenlandia corymbosa var. corymbosa, 3719 nucleotides. NCBI's taxonomy places the organism in Eukaryota, Viridiplantae, Streptophyta, Magnoliopsida, Gentianales, Rubiaceae. The record is from the annotation of a GenBank genome assembly.
GUUACUGAGUAAGUAGCAGUGUACAGUAGUAAUAAGUAUUAUUUAUCAAUUAUCAAUACCCAUAAAUUAUUGAAAUUAAUUUCCUUGGUUAAAAAAAUUAAUUAAAUAAAUAUAUUAAAGACUCUCCAAAUCUGGGUCAGCUUCUUUCUGUCCAAAAGUCCGAUCGCUUCUUCUCUUUCUCUGCUCUCUGUGAUUAAUUUCUUCCUUUUCUUUGUCCCACCCAAUAGAACUUAUAACACAUGUACACACUACAAAGUCUUGCUCUUUCUCUCUCUAUAAUUCAACUCUGAGCUGCCACCAUCUUGCUUGCUGAUUUCUUGCCACCAUUUUCAUUCCUCAGAUUCAAUCAGGAAUUCUUACAAGUGAAGGUUUAACUUUCAGUUCUGCUAUCUGGUGAUUGCUUCAUAAAUUUGGUGAAGUGAUGAGAAUGUCAAGCAAUGAAGUGUAGAUUUGAGCAAUGGGUUGUGUACUUGGUCGUGAGGCUUCUUCGCCUGAUGUAAGAAAUGAGUCUAAGGAACGGAGGAGGGAUGCUGCAAAUCAUGAGAGGAAGCAUAGGAAUUUGGUUGUUGAAUCAAAUGAGGUGCCAGGGGCUGCAGCUAUAGUUCAGGUAGAUAAUGGCAAUAAUGGCGUCCAAGUCAAUGCCAACGAGGAGGUCAAGGAGGAGAAGGUAGAAGGUGAUCCAAAGCCAAAGGGUGAAAGGAGAAGGUCAAAGGCAAAUCCUAGGUUAAGUAACCCCCCUAGGCAUAAAUAUGGGGAACAAGUUGCUGCUGGAUGGCCGUCUUGGCUAUCGGCUCAUGUUGGAGAAGCAAUUGAGGGUUGGCUUCCUCGUCGUGCUGACACUUUUGAAAAGAUAGAUAAGAUUGGAUCAGGAACAUAUAGCAAUGUGUAUAAAGCAAGAGAUACUAUUACCGGUAAAAUUGUUGCCCUUAAAAAAGUGCGAUUUGAUAACCUUGAACCUGAAAGUGUGAGAUUCAUGGCUAGAGAAAUAAUCAUUCUGCGGCGAUUGGAUCAUCCAAAUGUGAUAAAAUUGGAGGGUCUGGUUACAUCAAGAAUGUCCUGUAGUUUAUACCUUGUUUUUGAGUACAUGGAGCAUGAUUUAGCUGGACUAGCUGCUAGUCCAGAAAUAAAGUUUACUGAACCACAGGUUAAAUGCUAUAUGAAACAGUUAUUGUCCGGAUUGGAGCAUUGUCACAAACGCCAUGUGCUGCACCGUGACAUUAAAGGGUCAAACCUUCUCCUGGACAAUUCAGGCAUACUCCGGAUCGCUGAUUUUGGAUUGGCUACCAUUUUUGAUCCGAACCACAAGCACCCAAUGACUAGUCGUGUAGUUACAUUGUGGUAUCGUCCUCCAGAGCUUCUUCUUGGUGCUACUGAUUAUAGUGUGGGCAUCGAUUUGUGGAGUGCGGGAUGCAUUUUGGCUGAGUUAUUGGCAGGAAAGCCUAUUAUGCCUGGUCGUACUGAGGUAGAACAACUGCAUAAGAUAUAUAAGCUUUGUGGGUCACCUACUGAGGAGUAUUGGAAGAAGUGCAAGCUUCCAAAUGCAACACUAUUUAAGCCCCGAGAUCCUUACAAGCGAUGUAUUAGGGAGACCUUUAAGGACUUCCCUCCAUCAUCUCUGCCACUGAUUGAUACCCUCCUUGCGAUUGACCCGGAACAUCGAAAGACAGCAACAGAUGCAUUACAAAGUGAAUUUUUCACAACUGAACCUUAUGCUUGUGAUCCGGCCAGUCUGCCACAGUAUCCGCCUAGCAAAGAGAUGGAUGCCAAGCGUCGAGAUGAUGAAGCUCGAAGACAAAGAGCUGCUAAUAAAGCACAGGGUGAUAAUCCUAAGAGAAACCGCACUCGUGCUGCCCGGGCGAUUCCUGCACCUGAUGCCAAUGCUGAACUGCAGUCUAAUCUUGAUCGGCGUCGUUUGAUCUCGCAUGCAAAUGCUAAGAGCAAGAGUGAGAAGUUUCCCCCACCACACCAGGAUGGAGCAUUAGGUGUUCCAUUGGGUGCUUCACAUCAUAUUGACCCGUCCCUUGUACCUCCUGACGUGCCAUUCAGUUCCACCUCGUUCAUUUAUUCGAAAGAACCUGUUCAAAAUUGGUCUGGUCCAAUUGUAGACCCUGGUAGCGGCGGCGGUAGACGAAAGAAGAAUUCUGGAAAUGAUGCACGGGAGUCCAGAAAAACUUCUACAGGAAGGAAAGAUAGAAAAUAGCAAUUUUUUCAGGGUGAUAUAGAAAAGGCAAUAUUGGAAAUAGAUUGUCAAGCUAUAUAUGGAGGAAUCAGAUUUAGGCCCUGACCACGGGAAACCUUGGAUUCAUUAUGCAGAGCUUUCAUAUUUCCUAGCGGAUGAAGCUGUGUCGGAGUAGUCUGUUCAGCAAUCAAGGUUGUUGGCCCAUCCAUUUUUCCGUAAGUAUAAAGUCAUAGUUUCUUUUAGAUUUGUUCUGGGGGGCUUUGUGGCUUCCCUUGUUACUGUGUAUAUGUUUCGUCUUUGGUCAGUUCCUAAAUUUUGAGAUCAUUGUGCAUCUGUUUAUUUAUUCAAAAUAUUUUGCAUAAAGAUGGCUGCUCGUUCUUUCUUUUUGCCCCCUUGAAUUAGACAGACCAGCUUUACAUCUGAAAUAAGUUUUUAAGUUGAUAAUGAGAUGCCUUCUUAUUCUAAUAGCACAGUACAUGGAUACGUGACAUUAAUUGAGCGUCAUGGCUUGAUAUGUAGAGAGGGCUUCUUUAUAUUGAUCUAUCACGAUGGCAAUUGCCCAGCAUGAUGUGAUAAAAAUCUGCCUUUUAUCUGCUGCCUCUAUGCAUGAUGUGUUUCUCUUCCCUUUGUUAACUCGUUAAUGUUGUGGUUGCCGCCAAUGUGUUUGUAUGAUUGAUAAAUUGAGAGGAUCAGAGAAUCGUAUUUGCCCGUAUCCCGUUCAUUAGUAAUGAUCAAUGUAUUUACUGCAUUGGCCUUACGCCAUGUCUUUUAAGUUGCUUGAAAGUUGAAACCUUUCAGGUGAACUAGGUUCAAAAGUGUAUAUGCAUAAAUUUUGAGUAGCAGUUUUAAUAACGCUGUGCGGUCCAUACAGUCAGCUGCUCAAGAAUAUUGAAUCAAAGGGCAAACCCACAAGCACUUCCCCUCGUAUUAAUUUGGACUUAUCAACCAUGUGAGAGUUUUUCAUAUUUUUUUGUUCUUGUUUUGAAGAUAGGAUGAUAUCUGGCGAGGCAUAACUUUAAUUUUAGUAUAAGAGAGAAAAUGUGGGCAGUAACAACCACCACCCAACAUGGUUCUAAAGAGAUUUUAGAAACUUAAGCUGAAGCCCAAGCUCGAAGAAAGAUGGACCGUGUAACUUGAACACAAGGAAAGGCCAAUAUAUGUGUCUCCUGAAAACUAAUACUAUGUUGUACACAUUAUGCCCUUCAUUAAACGCACAAAUAUGUGUUUCAUUAAACUAUAGCGGUCAUUUAAAUAAAAACUAUACAUAAAUGAUUCAUAAUUUUAUUUUUGUCUUAUAGGAGUAUAUUUCUUUUUUAGUGCGUAGAAUCAUUUUAUUCUGAAUAACUAAUUGAUUAAAAAUUUUUUAAACUCAACCCAAAUUAACAACACCAAAACUCAUUAAAAAAUAUAUUACAAUCUUUCCAGAAAAAUUAACUCACAUAAUUUAAGAUUGUUUUUUUUUUUUAAUUCUUUGACCUCAAAUGGAGCUUAAUAUUUUAAGUUGCAUCUCCAUGGGGCGGGGCGGGAGAGCGGUGAGCAC